Gopherus flavomarginatus (Mexican gopher tortoise) is the source of this 1059-nucleotide messenger RNA. RefSeq names its product allograft inflammatory factor 1 (gene AIF1). The transcript is spliced from 6 exons. Gene Ontology annotation, biological process: ruffle assembly; actin filament bundle assembly. Gene Ontology annotation, cellular component: actin filament; ruffle membrane. Gene Ontology annotation, molecular function: calcium ion binding; actin filament binding. The record is from RefSeq and is a predicted model, not a curated record. Bases 65 to 511 code for a protein of 148 amino acids. Lineage: Eukaryota; Metazoa; Chordata; Testudines; Testudinidae.
CAGAAGGGGGAAGUGGCCUCGGGGCGUCCGGGGUCCAGCACGAGAGGCAGAGACCGGAACAGACAUGAGCUCCCAGCAGAAUCUACAAGGGGGCAAGGCCUUCGGGGUGCUGAAGGCCCAGCAGGAGGAGGUUCUGGACUCUCUCAAUAAGGAAUUUCUGGAUGACCCCAAAUACAGCACAGACGAAGACCUGCCAGAGAAGCUGGAGGCCUUCAAGAAGAAAUACAUGGAGUUCGACCUCAACGGGGAAGGGGACAUUGACAUCAUGGCUCUGAAGCGGAUGCUGGAGAAGCUGGGGGCGGCCAAGACCCACUUGGAGCUGAAGAAAAUGAUCAUGGAGGUGACGGGCGGCCUGGGCGAGACCAUCGGCUACCGGGACUUCGUCCGUAUGAUGCUGGGCAAGCGCUCGGCCAUCUUCAAACUGAUCCUGAUGUAUGAAGACAAAGCCAAGGAGAAGGAGGAGAAGCCGGCCGGCCCCCCCGCCAAGAGGGCCAUAGCUGACCUCCCCUAGCUGCCCCCGGAGCCCUCUCUCCAGGGGGCUGUGGGGGGGCCCCGGGCAGGGAGCUUCUCCCCCCCUGCUCUGAGGUUCCCGUGGUUCAUGGCACUGCUGGAAACCAAGCCACUAACAACGUCUGCGGGGGGGCUGGGGGGCAGCCCCCAGGCUGGGGGGCAGGGUUGGGAGGAGUGGGGGGCAGGCCCCAGGCUGGGGGGGUGCAAUUUUGCUGGACCCACUGGGAUUCUGGGAUUGUCAGACCUUAUCACACCUCCCCCAUGACUCCCGCCAACCCUGCAAAGGAUUCUGGGAUUGACAGACCUUGUCACACACCCUCCCCGCAUGACAUAUGCUAAGUCUGCAAAGGAUUCUGGGAUUGACUCUCCCCCCAUGCCAGACUCACGCCAAACCCACAAAGGAUUCUGGGCCAGCCAAGGUGGGAGAGGUUAAAGGUCGAGAGCCCCUUGGCACUCAUGGGGUCGGCGUGAGGGGUGAAAGGUCAGAGGUCACGGGGGUGACCCAUACAUGCAGCACAGUCAAUAAAUGCGUCUUAAUGACCCUGCUAA